Molecule: messenger RNA, 1420 nt
Organism: Dioscorea cayenensis subsp. rotundata (Guinea yam)
Lineage: Eukaryota; Viridiplantae; Streptophyta; Magnoliopsida; Dioscoreales; Dioscoreaceae
Exons: 3
Coding region: 113-1375 (420 amino acids)
Molecular function (GO): metal ion binding
Source: RefSeq, a predicted model, not a curated record
UCCAAAGGGCGCCAUCAAAUGUUUGGUUAAUUUAGAAUACCUAAAUAUUUCAGGCACAAAGAUCUCAUCACUUCCACAGGAGUUGGUAAAAUUGAAAAAAUUGCAAUAUCUGAUGUGCAGAAAUUUGAAAGGGCUUGGCAAGGUAGAAGAUGGUCUCAUGUCAAAAUUACAGAAUUUGAAGGUCAUUGACGUAUUUCCAUCAGGGUGGGUAGACCUGGAAGAGUUAAAGAAAUUGAAGAAACACAACAACAUCAAAGGAAUAGGAAUGCGUGUAGUAUCAAACGAGGUUCUCCAACAACUCUCAUGUUUACCAACAGCUUGGCUUUGUUUAGCCAAUAUGGAUAACUUGGACUCUCUUUCAUUUGAUAUUUUAAGCUGCAAAGAUGAUGGAUUCUUAAAGGAACUAGAAAUUAGAUCAUGCCCACAGAUUACGAAGCUUGUGAUGAAUGGAAGGGAGACUCAUCUUAAUAACCUCACAAUCUAUGAUGUCAAACAACUGCAGAAUAUUAGUUGGGAAAAUGUAUUGCCUCAAGAAUUUUUUCGAAUGUUGAAGAGGUUAUUUAUAUAUAAAUGUAAAUUGGCAAGUGUUGAUUGGGUCCUGCAUCUCCCAUGCCUUAUCCAUUUACAUAUACAAAGUUGUACAGAGAUAGAAACAUUGUUUAACGUCGAAGAAGAGAGAGAAAUCCAACAAGUCUCUAAACUCCCUGUGUUCCCUCACCUGGAAUGUUUAGAAUUGGCAAAGCUACCAAAAUUGAUGCGCAUAAGCAAUUUUACGUUGGAUUUCCCUCGGCUUUCACAUCUUUCAGUGACGGAAUGUCUUAAUCUUCAGAAAGAUUCGUUCGAGCUUGGUUUUAUCAACCAUCAAAUAAGGACUCAUUGUGAUAGAGAAUGGCGGGAGAACUUGGAGUGCGAGGCAAAGAGCCCCCCAACUUACCAGCGAGACUAUUUUUGGAGGGUGACGGCGUCAACGGUGGUGCUGAAGAUUGGGUUACACUCCGAGCUAUGCGAAGGGAGAAUUCUAAAAACGAUAGUGAUGAUUGAAGGGGUGGAGAGAGUGUGGUUUGAAUCGUUUGAUGCUUCGACGGAUCUGGUGAUGGUGAAGGGGACGAUGGACGUGAAGAACUUGCUGGAGGUGUUGAAGGAGAAGCUCAAUAAUAGUGUUGAGAUCAUGCCGGCGAAGAAGUAUGAUGCCGGCGCUGGGGACAAGAAAGAUGGUGGUGUUGGAGGCGGAGGCGAUGAGCAGAAGGAGAUGUUGAUGUUGAUUGAAGACGGUGUGAGAAUGGGUCGUGCGUUGGCUGCAAACGAGGAUGAUAGGGAGAAUGAGGGUGAGCAUGGUAGCCAGAUUCGGGGUCUGAGAAGAAGCUUAACCUUUUGACUUAAGUGUUCUCGUUUUGAGUAUUUUAUUAUUAUAUUAAUAAGU